Messenger RNA from Triticum dicoccoides, 2409 nucleotides. Its product is annotated as WD repeat-containing protein 25-like. The transcript is spliced from 5 exons. Gene Ontology annotation, molecular function: protein binding. Lineage: Eukaryota; Viridiplantae; Streptophyta; Magnoliopsida; Poales; Poaceae. The record is from RefSeq and is a predicted model, not a curated record. The coding region runs from base 16 to 1347 and encodes 443 amino acids.
AAAAACUUUCGGCCGAUGGAUCUCCUCUCCGCCGCCUACGGCGCCACCUCCGACGACGACGCCGACGCCGCCCCGGCUCCCAGCUGGCCCGCCUCAGUCGCCCCGCCUCCCCCGAAGCGGCCGCGGUGGGAAUCUCCCCCGUACCCUGGAUACCCACCACCUCCUCCCCUCCCCACCCCGCGACCGGCCCCACCCCAAGCGGCGCCGCCGCUGGCUGGCAGAAGGUACGUCUCCAAGAGGGAGCGCGCCCUCCUGGCGGCAUCCCAGCCUUCCGUGGGCUCCGCGGCACCGCUUCCUCCGCUGGUGGCGCCGGAGUCCGACUCCCCAGUUGUUGGAUCUUUUGCUGAUUCAAAUGUUCGAGCUGAUAUUUUGCAUUCUUUACGGUGCCAACCAAAGCCUGGAUCAAACAACAGUUCACCUGUGAAGCUCUCAGUGUCUUUGAUGGGUCACACUAAAGCAGUCAAUUGUGUGGAUUGGUCACGGAGUCAUGGACAUCUUCUUGCUUCUGCUGGAAUGGAUCAUACAGUCCGCAUAUGGAACGUGUGGAACAGAGGGAAUACCACUGCUCGAGUUUUAAAACAUCAUACUGCUGCUGUAAAGGAUGUGAAGUGGUCCCAUCAUCGGCCCAUCUUACUUUCCGGGGGGCUUGAUUGUUCCUCACGACUAGUUGACCCUGAGGUGGGAAAAGAAAUCACGGUAUUCAAGGAGGAUCAACCAGUGGAGGUCAUCAAGUUCAGUCCAAGCAACUCAAAUCUCUUCCUGUCUGGUGGGUCCAAGGGUUCUCUUAGGCUCUGGGAUAUUCGAACUGGCUUGACAACUAAAGAGUUCAACAGAAGUCUUGGCACCAUCCUCGACCUUGACUUCAGUGCUGAUGGGAAGCAGUUUAUCUCUUCAACUGACACAACCAGAAGUAAUGUCAGUGAGAACACUAUAAUUGUAUGGGAUAUAUUACGAGAAGUUCCUCUAUCUAACCAGGUUUAUACAGAAGCAUUCACCUGUCCCUGUGUGAGAUACCACCCAUACGAAGCUUCUUUUGUCGCGCAAUCCAACGGCAACUACAUCGCUAUUUUCUCAGCAAGGCCGCCAUUCAAGCUAAACAGGUACAGGCGGUUCGAAGGACAUGGAGUGUGGGGCUUUCCGAUAAAGUGCAGUUUCUCUUUGAGCGGGAGGGAACUUGCAUCUGGUUCGUCAGAUGGCUGCAUCUAUUUCUAUGACUAUAAGUCCUCGAGGUUUCUGAGGAAGAUCGAAGCCUUCAAAGAAGCGUGCACUUAUGUUGCAUACCACCCUGUACUACAUAAUGUGAUUGCUUCAUGUGGGUGGACUGGUGAAAUAUCUGUUCUCGAAUGAAGAACACUGAUCGUUGCAGUUUUCUCUGGGAUUUCUAACUGCAGUUUCAGUUUGACCUAUCGCUACAAGCUUAGCCUGUCUUGUGUUCGGGUAAUCGUGGACGUCAUUAGUUGCAGUGGGUUGGUUAGAUGGGAACACAUUUGGUCAUCAUCCGAUCACAACAACGCACUUGGGAAUUGACUACUGAAUGUGUACCAGGUGAAAUCUUGAAAACUUCUGAAGCUGCAGGUGGUGUGGCUUACAUUUUAUGGAUGGAGUAGGAUGAUUUGAAUCAAAGGAGAUGCAGCGGUGGCGAGGCCAUUGCUGGCAAGGUGCCCCUGUCCCCAUAUUCUGCUCCUUAAUGCUGGGAUUUUCGAGCUCGCCAUGCCAAUUAUCCCCUCUUCAGGUAGGAUCUUUCUGGAUUUAUUCUCUUGCAUCUCUGCGGCGCGUCGUCAUGGGACCCAUCCAUCGACGACCACGCGAUGACCCUGCCGUCGUCCAGCACCCGUAGGGGCUUCUCGAAGCUAACUCCCUCGAGGCCCGCCAUGGUGAUCUUGUAGAGCGCGAACCAUUUAUGAUUCUCCAUGUCAACGUUCAUCCUUUUUUUUUGAGGGAAGUCAACGUUCAUCCAGAACCAUAGCUUUACAACGGUGGCGCCUCUGUUGCGGUGGGCCGCGACCAGGAAGCUGUUGACCUCCUCCAGGCUCCUGUCGGCGUGGUCGACGAGAGGGUCCAUAUGGAUUGAUCGGCCCCGGCUUACUUGUGGCUCGUACGUGGAUACAAGACUCGAGAAGCUUUUCGAGGCGCACGAUUUUUGGCCAUGUGAACUCCCUGCGUUCAGCAACUCGAGCGUCUUGUAUCUACGAGGAUCUGAACUCCCAACACGCAGCAGGCAUCCCGUGUAGGGGCCGACGGCGUAGUAGUUCGCCGUCACCGCCCCCUGUGUUAGCGUGUUCGUUCUUGGAUCAUAUAUCUGGGGCACGACGUCACGGGUUCCCCGCAGCGACGACCAGACGACGAUCUUCCCCUCGUCCAGCACCUGCAGUGUCUCGAAGCUAUACUUGUGCCCAACCGCCAUGGGGA